GUCUGUUGUGAUACCAAGCUCAACCUUGAAUAAUAACGGAAACAUUGACCCCCGAUAUUGUUUUCUCUUUGUAGGAUGACUACAUCAAAACCCUGGACGAGACCACUGGCUCAGACGAAACCCUGGACACCACCAAGGACCCGUGUCAGAAGGUGCGAUGCAGCCGCCACAAGGUGUGUGUGGCCCAGGGCUACCAGCGGGCCAUGUGCGUCAACCGGAAGAAGUUGGAGAACAGAGCCAGGCUGCCGGAGCCACUGAAGACCCGGGACAGCAGCUGCAAGCCCUGUCCUGUGACCGCGUCCUCUCCCGUGUGUGGCUCGGACGGACACAACUAUGCCUCAGAGUGUAAGUUGCAGCAGCAGGCGUGUCUGUCAGGCAAGGAGCUGAGCAUCAAGUGUGCCGGCUUUUGCCCUUGCUCUACACCCUCUGUGCCGUUCACCAACACCGAGACGAAACACGAGACGUGCACCGGCCAGGACUUGGCGGAUUUGGGCGACCGCCUGAGAGACUGGUUCCAGCUUCUCCAUGGCAACGCCAAGCAGAACAACUCGGGCAAACCGGGCACUGGCACCGCCUCAGCGCUGGACAAGAGCCUGGUGGCCAGCUGCAAGGACUCCAUUGGCUGGAUGUUCUCCAAGUUGGACAGCAACGGCGACCUCUAUCUAGACCACGGCGAGAUGGCCGCCAUUAACCUGGACAAGUACGAAGUGUGCAUCCGACCCUUCUUCAACUCCUGCGACAGCUUCAAGGACGGCAAGGUCUCCACGGCCGAAUGGUGCUUCUGCUUCUGGCGGGAAAAGCCCCCCUGUCUCGCUGAGCUGGAGAAGAUCCAGGUUCAAGAAGUGGCCAAGAAGAAGCCAGGCAUGUACAUCCCCAGCUGUGACGAGGACGGCUACUACAGGAAGCUGCAGUGCGACCAGGGCCGGGGCGAGUGCUGGUGUGUGGACCCCCAGGGAGGGGAGAUGGCGGGCUCUCGCAUCCACGGCAACCCCGACUGUGACGAGGUGGUGGGACACUCCGGUGACUUCGGCAGCGGCGUGGGAUGGGAGGACGAGGAGGAGAAAGAAGCGGAUGAGAACGGAGAAGAGGAGGAGGAGGAGGAAGAGGAGGAGGGAGAGGCCGACGAUGGAGGAUACAUCUGGUAGAAUGGUAUAGCAGACACUCUCUCGCACUCUCUCUCACUCUCUCUCACUCGCUCUCUCUAUCUCUCUCCCCUCACAAAGAAAUGAAAAGGAUUCUGGGGGUUGUCUUGGAGUGAGACGUGUGGAAGGCAUGGAAACGUAUAAUGACCUCUUGGCACCCCCCCUCCCUCCCCUUCCUCCCCUCCAGUGAUGACAUGACCUGUUCUUUUUAUGUCUUGUGUAGUGCUGCUUCAUUAUCCUUUCAUGAUCAACAGAUCUUUAUGUUUUUUCGCAGACCCAGGGGGUGGGAGGGCGGGGGGUGGGGUGGGGGACCCUUGAUCGUUGCACCGUAGCUAUAGAAGAAAAAUCGACUAUUCAUCUAAAGAUCCUACCUGUCAUCUAUGCAUAUAGAGAUUUUGUUUUUACAUUGUGAAUAAGUGCUUGAUUGCUGUAAGGAGCACCGCUGUCCCCCAUUUAGAACGACUAGAGAUUGAGAACAUGUUAAAAGUUUCAGUGCAAUGCGUACGUUAUGUUCCUUCAUGACGUCUUCUGUAAAUAAGUCUUGGCGUCGAUGAUCUCGGGUGGGCUAGUCCCAGGCGGCUCUUAUCUGGCAUUAUAUCCGACUAGCGUUCAAGAUGUAUCAAUAAUAUACACAGUUACCUUCAAAAUGUACAUGCUUUAUCGACCACGUGGGUAGACGGAAAUAUCUGAGAUUGGUUUUCUGUGAAAUACGUUUUUUGACUACUUCUGAAAUCGUACCUUUUUGUUGCAAAUUGCUCCGGCAAAUCACUAUCUUCCUCACCGCUUAUUCUUCGAGCAGAACGUGCCACCCCAUGUUUUAUUUACUGACUAUUACGACUGAGCUUUUUGUGUUCAUUACUUGAAUUUUCACUCUUCAGUUGUUUUCCUUUUACUAUAAGAAAAUUGCUACCAUUUCUUUCUUCUUGCUAUUGAUAGGAAAGACAUUGUUUUUAGUAUUGCAUGUUAGUGAACAAGAAUGUACUGCUAGGCUGAGCACUUUAAUAUUAAAGGCACUGGGGCCAA
Gadus macrocephalus (Pacific cod) is the source of this 2165-nucleotide messenger RNA. Its product is annotated as testican-2-like. The transcript has 9 exons. Gene Ontology annotation, molecular function: calcium ion binding; protein binding. The coding region runs from base 204 to 1145 and encodes 313 amino acids. NCBI's taxonomy places the organism in Eukaryota, Metazoa, Chordata, Actinopteri, Gadiformes, Gadidae. The record is from RefSeq and is a predicted model, not a curated record.